Molecule: messenger RNA, 2652 nt
Organism: Closterium sp. NIES-65
Lineage: Eukaryota; Viridiplantae; Streptophyta; Zygnematophyceae; Desmidiales; Closteriaceae
Source: the annotation of a GenBank genome assembly
AUGCACUAUUUUUAUCCCCAUGGUUGCAACUCAAUUGUAUCAAGAUAUGAAUGUUCCCCAUGGUUAUCGCCUGUCAUCCGCCAUCCUGUCAUCUGCCGUCCUGUCAUCUGCCGUCCUGUCAUCUGCUGUCCUGUCAUCCGCCGUCCUGUCAUCCGCCGUCCUGUCAUCCGCCGUCCUGUCAUCUGCCGUCCUGUCAUCUGCCGUCCUGUCAUCUGCCGUCCUGUCAUCUGCCGUCCUGUCAUCUGCCGUCCUGUCAUCCGCCGUCCUGUCAUCUGCCGUCCUGUCAUCUGCCGUCCUGUCAUCUGCCGUACUGUCAUCCGCCGUCCUGUCAUCCGCCGUCCUGUCAUCUGCCGUCCUGUCAUCUGCCGUCCUGUCAUCUGCCGUCCUGUCAUCUGCCGUCCUGUCAUCCGCCGUCCUGUCAUCCGCUGUCCUGUCAUCCGCCGUCCUGUCAUCUGCUGUCCUGUCAUCCGCCGUCCUGUCAUCCGCCGUCCUGUCAUCCGCCGUCCUGUCAUCCGCCGUCCUGUCAUCUGCCGUCCUGUCAUCUGCCGUCCUGUCAUCUGCCGUCCUGUCAUCCGCCGUCCUGUCAUCCGCCGUCCUGUCAUCUGCUGUCCUGUCAUCCGCCGUCCUGUCAUCUGCCGUCCUGUCAUCUGCCGUCCUGUCAUCUGCCGUCCUGUCAUCCGCCGUCCUGUCAUCCGCCGUCCUGUCAUCCGCCGUCCUGUCAUCUGCCGUCCUGUCAUCUGCCGUCCUGUCAUCUGCCGUCCUGUCAUCUGCCGUCCUGUCAUCCGCCGUCCUGUCAUCCGCCGUCCUGUCAUCCGCCGUCCUGUCAUCUGCCGUCCUGUCAUCUGCCGUCCUGUCAUCCGCCGUCCUGUCAUCCGCCGUCCUGUCAUCUGCUGUCCUGUCAUCCGCCGUCCUGUCAUCCGCCGUCCUGUCAUCUGCCGUCCUGUCAUCUGCAGUCCUGUCAUCUGCCGUCCUGUCAUCCGCCGUCCUGUCAUCCGCCGUCCUGUCAUCCGCCGUCCUGUCAUCUGCCGUCCUGUCAUCCGCCGUCCUGUCAUCCGCCGUCCUGUCAUCCGCCGUCCUGUCAUCUGCCGUCCUGUCAUCUGCCGUCCUGUCAUCUGCCGUCCUGUCAUCCGCCGUCCUGUCAUCCGCCGUCCUGUCAUCUGCUGUCCUGUCAUCCGCCGUCCUGUCAUCCGCCGUCCUGUCAUCUGCCGUCCUGUCAUCUGCCGUCCUGUCAUCUGCCGUCCUGUCAUCUGCCGUCCUGUCAUCUGCCGUCCUGUCAUCUGCCGUCCUGUCAUCUGCCGUCCUGUCAUCCGCCGUCCUGUCAUCCGCCGUCCUGUCAUCCGCCGUCCUGUCAUCUGCCGUCCUGUCAUCUGCCGUCCUGUCAUCCGCCGUCCUGUCAUCCGCCGUCCUGUCAUCCGCCGUCCUGUCAUCUGCCGUCCUGUCAUCUGCCGUCCUGUCAUCUGCUGUCCUGUCAUCCGCCGUCCUGUCAUCCGCCGUCCUGUCAUCUGCCGUCCUGUCAUCUGCCGUCCUGUCAUCUGCCGUCCUGUCAUCUGCCGUCCUGUUAUCUGCCGUCCUGUCAUCUGCCGUCCUGGCAUCUGCUGUCCUGUCAUCUGCCGUCCUGUCAUCUGCCGUCCUGUCAUCUGCCGUCCUGUCAUCUGCCGUCCUGUCAUCUGCUGUCCUGUCAUCUGCCGUCCUGUCGUCUGCUGUCAUGUCAUCUUCCAUCAUGUCACCCAUCUUACAUUCCCCAUGCGGGCCAUGCCAUUCCUCCUUCAACCAUUCUCCCCAUGCCUCGGUCCUUACUUCUGCCCCGCACCGUGCCCGAGUGACUGCAGGAAUGUCUCCAAUAAUAAACUCACAGGCUCCCUCCCUGAUUCCCUCGCAAACAUGGAUACCUUGGUUUACCUGGAUGUGAGUCGCUUUUUGGGUCGUCCCAAAAGAGCUUUUCUUCCGUGUCUCAUGUCCCCCUGUCCCCCUGGCAUCUCAUGUGCUUCAGGAAUGAGAGACCAAGGCAAAGCGCUGGUGAGCAGCAAGGCGGCAGCGCAGGUGUGUCAGGAGUAUUCACUGCAGGCGGUGGUGAAAGCCACCAAUGGGUGGUCCGAGAACAACCUGCUGGGUGCAGGGGCGUGUGUGAGUUGGCCACGAGGCAGGGUGUGUGAGAUGGCCACAAAGCACCACCCCAACCUCGUGCGACUACUCGGCUUCUCAAUCGGGAUUACCGACAAGACAAGGGUCGAGCAAAUCCUCAUCUACGAGCUCAUGCCCAACGGGGACCUCUCACGAUGGAUCGGGAAAGGCAUGAUUCUGCAAUGGAUGGGGGGGGGAGGGGGGGUUGGGGUAACACAGCAGCUCGAUCAGUCUGGCGAUGUGCUGGGGCCAGGCCUCAAGGACCCGCGCAUGGAGGCACAGGAUGAUCUUGUUCUCAAAGUGCUGCAGCUGGCGCUGCGAUGCACGGCCAAGCGCUCUGCCACUCGGCCCGGCAUGGUGGCGAUCGCAGCCGAGCUGGAGGGGGUUUUGGCAGAACUGAUCGGGUCAAAGAGGAAUGCAGCUGCUGAGGAGGUGGACAAGCAGAUUCUGGACUUGACACCUUCGGCAGAUAUUGAAAAGCAGCUAGCCCGCCUGGAUGCUGCUUUUGAUGAAAGAGAAGGUGCCGUGUAA